CUGUGCACAUUCUCAAAGAUCACAUGGCCUUGAACACCUGACAUGGACAGGGUUUGGCCUAGGAUAAGGCAUUUAACAUAGUCACAUAAGUGUAGUUACAUAGCCCUAUUUUGAAGGGAUGAAAAUGUGAGUGAAAUUGUAUAAGAGUUGAUAAGUGUCGUCGAAUUCAUAAGGGAGUAAAGCAGGGAUAGGUACUUUGUGAUAGGUAAUUGUGUUCGUCUAGCACCCAACCUAAAUGCUCGUAUAAUACCGGAUUCGGAAGGACCCUGAACAUCUAACCCGAGAGUUGGAUAUCGAAUAUCGAUGACAUAAUAUCUAUUACGCGGAAAGAAAAGAGGGAGGCCUUAAAAGCUCCAAUACCCUUGCUCCAAGAUAGUCCCACUAUUGGAUCCGAUAUCUUGGAAGAGAAGGUGAUACAACAUAAACCUAACAUUAGAGCUUGCAACUUUUGCAAGAUCAAGGCUCCAUUCUACAAGUUCCCAUUGCAACCCUGACUGCACAAAUUAUACACCGAAUACACCAAAACCUGGCUUUCAAUUCGUCUACGGAGAUGGAUCCAGUUCCGGCUCUGGACGUCUUCAUACUCACGUUCAAUGCUGCGAAGCACCAGAUUAACAUCCCCGUCUUUGCUCGACACUUAUACAAUGCAUUCGCGCGGAACACUUCGAGUCUUCCGGAGUUGGUCGUCAUCUCCCUCCAGGAGAUGGCACCACUGGCUCAGGCCUUAAUUGGCUCCUACAUGCUCAAUCCUUAUUUCCAACGAUACGAGUCGGCCGUAAAUAUUGCAGCUGCCAAAUUCGCCGACGGGGUAGAGCGUCAAAAUCUGUCAAAAGACCAUCCGUAUACGUUGGUGACUGCGCGCAAUGUUGGUAUGACAGGCAUUCUUCUCUUCGCCCGCGACCCAAACACGGUGAAGAAUCUACGGGCUACGGUUAUUGCCUUUGGUGCUGGCGACAUGCCUAACAAAGGAGCUGUGGGGCUUCGGAUGCAUUACAACAAAAGGAAUACGGAUGGUUGUUUAUUAGCAUCGACCGAACUCACCUUCGUUGGUGCUCACCUGGCUGCUAUGGAGUGGAAUCUCGAAAAGAGGAACAAGAAUUGGGAAACUAUUGUCUCCGGUCUCGUAUUUGAGAAUCCCAAGGAAAUUGCAGAAAGCCAGGCGAGGCAGUCCACUGUUCGGGAUGACGAUGACUCCGAAGCCCAGCAAGCUCUACUUCCGCAGGACACAAUCGAAAAGUCUCUGCACGAUAUUUCUAUAUAUAAGCCCGGCGCCCACCUCUUUGUUGCUGGAGAUUUAAACUAUCGUAUAUCCAAGAGUUCACCAACUUCGGACUCGGUAUUUCCUGAUACUAGUCCCGAUACUGUGAAUUCUAAUCACUUCUCAUCUUUCCUGGCACGCGAUCAGCUUAUGGCAGAGAGAGAUGCUGGUCGCACACUACACGGAUUGAGCGAGGCAGAGAUCCUGUUCCCACCAACAUAUAAGCUAGUAGUGUCCCCAAAACCAAAGCCACACGUUGGGCUUGAUCGCAUCGGGGAUGGCGAAGAUGACAUAGAUGAAGUCGACUGGUCAUGGGCUCUUCAUCGAUGGCCCGGCUGGUGUGACCGCAUUCUAUACCAAGAGAUACCCUGGUGGGCUAGGGAGACCGUCGGCGAUAAGAGUAUGAAGAUCCUAGAUUAUAAUGCGCUCCCUCCAGUCAGAUCGAGCGACCAUAGAGCAGUAUUCUUGCGCGUAGAGAUCCCGAUGCUUGAGCACAACUGUCUUAUACCGCCCGAAUCUGCUCUGGAAUCGGAGUUAAGAACAAAGGGUGACAGCCCCCUACUUGUAGACCCUCGUAUCAAGCUCCCAUUCCCAAUCGACUUGCUGUCUUGGGAACGCCGAGCUUAUAUUCAGAAAUGGGAGCCAACUAUCGGCUGGUCGAUGCUGAUCUCUCAAUCAAAAGAGGGUCUCGUGGUCUUCGUUACUCUGCUCCUCGUCGGCCUUGGUACUUGGUGGUAUAGGUCUUGGUAGUCUUCGGCUUUGCUAUGCCUUACGAAACGGACGACUGGCUUUCUAGUAGGCUAGCUAGGAGUUAGUUGGCCGCUAAUAGGCUGGUCACGGGUUAGAAAGACACGAGAUGGCUGCAUGUUAACUGUUAUGCUUAAAUACGGUUAAGCUUCGUGGCCGAUUUGACCACGACUAUGGACCUAUGAAUGGUUCUAUGACAUCGAUGUUGUCUUUUGGUGGUUGUUUUCCCCUCUUGUGCCUACUUUAUAGUUAGGGUUACAAGAGGCUUCGGCACUAUUAUUUUCAGA
Molecule: messenger RNA, 2292 nt
Organism: Daldinia decipiens
Lineage: Eukaryota; Fungi; Ascomycota; Sordariomycetes; Xylariales; Hypoxylaceae
Product: DNase I-like protein
Exons: 2
Coding region: 551-2008 (485 amino acids)
Biological process (GO): phosphatidylinositol dephosphorylation
Molecular function (GO): phosphatidylinositol-4,5-bisphosphate 5-phosphatase activity
Source: RefSeq, a predicted model, not a curated record